ACUGACUCAUUGUGUGACGCCUGCGAACCCGCUGCGCGCCCUACUCUCUAGUGGGUCUGUCUUUCUGUCCAAGUCCGCCGAGACAGCGACGAGCAAUGUCUUUAAGGGGUCGCCAUUCCGCUCCUUAUUCCCAAAGGCACACAUAAACGGUGGUUUCCUCAUUGAACUCAAGCAGAAAAAUUGCAGAGGGAAGAGAGGAAACCUCGUGCGCGGUGCUGCCUUCCACUUCCCCGUAGCCUAGCAACCGUUUCCAAGGCAACCACGCCGUCCACUAACGCUAAGCAACCCCGAAGAGAAUUAGAAGGGUUAUUUUAUUUUCUUCCCAAGAGAGGACUGCUGAGAAGAGGUCAAAGGGAAACUAGGUAAAAGAGAGAAACUUUAGUUCCGUGAGAAGACACGAGUAGGAAAAGGAAAGGGGAACAGUGAAGAAAGAGACACAGAUAUUGGGAUAGUGAGGGAAAAAGUUGAGUAUUUUUAAGGAGUCGUUUUGGUGGCCAUGGAUACAACUUGCUUUUCUGAGAGCAUUUAUAACCUCAUACCCAGUGACUGGAAGGAGCCUCCCCACCGUCCUAGGUAUGUGGGUACAUAUCUAUUUUUAAGACGUCUAUAAAAGACAACAUGCAAAAACAUAAAAUGGCAAUGAAGUCUAUGGGACCACCAAAAGUUGAAGUACCUUCUCCAAAGGAUUUCCUGAAGAAACAUUCAAAGGAAAAAACUCUACCACCCAAAAAAAUGUUUGAUCGGAAUGAGCCCAGAAAACCUCCUGUGCCACUGAGGACUGAUCAUCCAGUCAUGGGAAUACAGAGUGAAAAAAAUUUUGUAAACACAAAUGCAGCCGAUGUCAUUAUGGGAGUGGCUAAAAAGCCUAAACCAAUUUAUGUUGACAAAAGAACUGGAGACAAGCAUGAUCUUGAAACCUCAGGACUAGUUCCCAAAUACAUCAAUAAAAAGGAUUAUGGUGUCACACCUGAAUAUAUAUGUAAGCGAAAUGAGGAAGUAAAGAAAGCCCAAGAAGAAUAUGAUAAUUAUAUCCAGGAAAACCUUCGGAAAGCAGCUAUGAAAAAGCUCUCUGAUGAAGAAAGGGAGGCGGUUCUUCAGGGGCUGAAGAAGAACUGGGAAGAGGUGCAUAAGGAGUUCCAGUCCCUCUCGGUAUUCAUCGAUUCCAUCCCAAAGAAGAUCCGCAAGCAGAAGCUGGAAGAAGAGAUGAAGCAGCUGGAGCAUGACAUCAGCAUUAUUGAAAAGCACAAAAUUAUUUAUAUUGCCAAUAAGUAAUAAUAGAUUUUUUAAAAUAUAGUUGUUUUAACAUAGGGAGAGAAAAAAAAAAAAACCUGGAAAGGAUCAAAAUGAAACUUUGCUUUUCAAAGAGGAAAAUACUGUGAAGAGAAUAAAAAUCGUCUUUACCAAAAUGCAUAGGCAAUGAUUUGGUAAAUAGGUCAUCGAAUUAUUCUACUUACCUGAGAGAAAACUUGUUUUUAACACAGCAUUAGGUUUUCCACAUAUAAAGGAAAGUUGGAUGUAGUGUGUUCCAGUCUGUAGUGUGAUCCAUUAUUUUUACAUACUUGUUUUGCAUGAAUAUAAAUUUCUGGGGGCUGAAGAAUAAAGUCAGCACUCAGAACUUCAGAUUCUGCACUGCAUGAUACAAAGAACACAACAUUAAAAAUGGAUAAAUAUUUUGAAUUGCACAUAGUGGUGUAUGCUUUCUUACUACUCCAGUGUUUUCUCCAUGUUGCUUAAUAUUCCCACACAUUUAACGGCACGUACACUCUGAUAGCGCAUGUCAUUUGCAGCUCUUCCCAAUUGCAAAUGCUUUCAUGUUCAUAAUCCGCCAAAAGGCUUACAUUUGGAGGGAGAGGAAUGAAGAAAGUAACAUAAAAUCAAGAAGACAACUUAUAAAAUGCAUCGUGGAGGAUGAUGAAAGAGAAGAGCCUUCUUCUGGGCAUACCAUAAAACUUUGCUAAUCAAAAUGCUUUAUUCCAUAAUUCACUAUGUGUGUUUCACUAAAAUGGGCUGUUACUUUUA
This is a messenger RNA of Canis lupus familiaris (dog), 2019 nucleotides long. RefSeq names its product enkurin, TRPC channel interacting protein (gene ENKUR). Gene Ontology annotation, cellular component: acrosomal vesicle. Gene Ontology annotation, molecular function: calmodulin binding. Lineage: Eukaryota; Metazoa; Chordata; Mammalia; Carnivora; Canidae. The coding region runs from base 619 to 1272 and encodes 217 amino acids. The record is from RefSeq and is a predicted model, not a curated record. The transcript has 5 exons.